Molecule: messenger RNA, 315 nt
Organism: Prunus armeniaca (apricot)
Lineage: Eukaryota; Viridiplantae; Streptophyta; Magnoliopsida; Rosales; Rosaceae
Source: the annotation of a GenBank genome assembly
AUGGUCUCUUCCAUCAAAGCCGGAGGGUCGUGGACAAACGUUCGAAGAGGUCAAAAUCUUGGCGACGAGAUUAUUCAAGGGAAAACAAAAAAGAGGAAAACCAUUACACAUGGCUCCUCAAGUGAACAAUGCCCGCAGUCAGUUCCAGUGGUGCGUUCCGUGUCAGAAAUAAUGGCACUAUUACUUCCUCCGAAGGAAAAUACUUUCCCACGCCGUGAUCCGGUGGAACCGCCUCUGCUAAUGAUUGAGUCGUCCUUGUACGCCAUUGUGUCAGACUAUAAGGAUCGGGAGUAUUUUCAAUUGUAUGAUGAGUGA